GUCGUUGACAAAACAACAAAAAUCUUUACGCGAAUCUGACUUCAAAUUGAAAUUAUAUUUUAAACAAAAUGGUUGUUCUGCAUGUAAAACGCGGUGAUGAUAAUCUUUUUCUGUAUGAAACGAGUGUAAAAUCUUCAACGGAUUCGGUAAUUCGUGAGCUUGUUUCUGUGUUCAAUGGACGCCUGAAAAUUCAGCGUUUGUGCAUGGAAAUUGAGGAAUUGGCGGAACAUGGCACCAUGUUGCCGCAUGAAAUGAUUGGCCUCAACGACGAUCAGAUCGAGGAGCUGAAGCUGAAGGAUACAUUUGCCGACAGGUGUGUGCCCAUGGGUGGAUUCAGCUUCAACAAGGAUCCCCUUCUCCGUCGGAACGGCCAACAGCCGAAUGAGGCAAUGCGUAAGGUGUUGGCCAAUGCCAUGAACGAUGCCAAGGCCAUGAUUGAUAAGAAACUAGUCAAGUCUUCCAAGCCACUUACCCUGAAGAUUGUCGAGGAGGCUCUUAACAUCCUACGCGGCGCCGUGACAAUUGUUUAUCCCAUGAAAUUGCCGCCACAUGAUACCAUUCAAAUGGAGUUUGCCAAUAUGGAGGAUCUGACCGGUACUCAGGCCUCCAAAGAGGUCAUUGAACCCUCGAAGGCACAGUUGUGGUUUGCCGGUCGUCAAGUUUUGCCCGGCAAACAACUGAGCGAGUAUUUGGGACAAAAUGACAAAACCAAGGUUGUAGUUAAGCUUAAUCAACUGGGCGAAGGUCCGCCAGCUCGGGAACAGGUGAUGACCGAGCAAUUUCGUCGCCAAAUGAUGGCAGCUGAAUUUAAACGUCAGGAGGAGCUGAAGUAUAACUAGUGGUUUCUCUGGCACAUCACACUUGACUGCCUUCUCGUCCUCGUCAUCCACAAAAUGCUGUUCACUUGUUCCCGAAUCUCCAGUCGGACUCAACGGUAUGAGGGACUUUGUGCUGCCCACCAUUUCAUGGUUAUCUAGUGGAUGUCCCGGUUCAAUCGCUGGAUCCAAUCCCGAUUGAUGGUCCAAAUCCACAGCGUCAUCGUCGGUAUCGUAAAUAUUAUCGGGCUGCUUGGAGCUGGGAUUGCCAAAGACAUCAUCAUCGGAAUCAUCGCCAGCGCAAACGCAACGCAUCUUGGCAUCGUCACCCACCUGACAAAUCAGUAGGAAAUCAGCACUAUUUUCUGCAUGAAACCGCAGUUGACCUACCUUCACGGAUUUGGUAAUGACGCACAAUGAAAUGGAGGAUAUCACAAACAGCACAAUGGGCACAAUCAACGAAACGAGCAGCUCCCGAUAAACCUUAUCCAGAUCGUAGCGUGCAACCACAAAUUCCACAUUUGCAUCCUGAAAUUGAAAUUUAAAUAUACAAAUGAAACCUGA
Molecule: messenger RNA, 1379 nt
Organism: Drosophila innubila
Lineage: Eukaryota; Metazoa; Arthropoda; Insecta; Diptera; Drosophilidae
Product: cilia- and flagella-associated protein 298
Exons: 4
Coding region: 69-839 (256 amino acids)
Biological process (GO): regulation of cilium movement
Source: RefSeq, a predicted model, not a curated record